AUGGAAGAAGUGUUCGUUAUACCUGAAUGUUCUCCACAAUUGAAGCCUGUGAUUGCUCAGAAGUUCCAAUCCCUAGAUUUUGCUUUUGCGUUUUAUGAUGUGUAUGCCCAUGCUGUUGGGUUUGAUACGCGUAAACAAGGAAUGAGGAAGGCGGCGGACGGUGUUACUACUUGGUAUUCUGUGGUAUGCAAUAGGGAGGGCUGCAAGAGGUCGAACGAGGAAGACGAUGUGAAUGCACGCUCUGGUUUUACUCUUAAACGCAGGCGGCUUUCCAAGCGAUGUGGUUGUAAAGCUUGUAUAUCCUUCAAGUACUUUUCCGAAGCAGGAAUACCGGGAUAUAUUAUUCACGAGUUCAACGAGGUUCACAACCAUUGUAUGGUGGAGUCGGAGCAUCAGCAGUUUAUGACACUUAACCGGAAGUUGAAUGACGUACACCACAAAUUCAUUCUUGACUGUUCCAAGGCUAAUAUAGGCCUCACACUUACCUUUAAGGUAUUGAAGGAAAUCCUCGGUGGGUUUGAACUUGUCGGUUGCAAUGUUGGGGAUAUCAGGAACACAUCUCGCGACAUCAAAGCAUUCGCACACGGUUGUGACGUGCAGAUGGUGUUGGACGACAUGGCGAAGAAGAAGGAGUUGUCGGAUGCCUUCACAUAUCACUACGAAGUUAAUGCUGCUAACAAGUUGGUUGCCCUCUUUUGGUGUGAUGGUUUGAUGAAGAGGAACUACCAUAUGUUUGGUGAUAUAGUGGCGUUUGACUCCACUUACAACACAAACAGGCAUUGCAUGAUCUUCACACCUUUCAUGGGGAAGGACAGUCAUGGUAAACCCGUAACAUUUGCUGCUGGAUUGGUCUGCAACGAGAAAACAGGGGCCUUUGCCUGGUUGUUCAAACAUUUUGUCGAAUGCAUGGGUGUAGCACCCAAAAUGAUUGUGACCGAUCAAGACUUGGGCAUGAGAUCAGCUAUUCAAGAGGACUUGCUUGAACCCGACAAAUUUGAAGAGGAGUGGAAUGGAGUGAUUGAGCAUUAUGAGCUGGAAGACGUUGAUUGGUUGAACACAUUGUACGAGUAUAGACAGAUGUGGAUACCGGCCUACUUCAGAGAUUUCCCACUCGGUUCGAUGAUUAGGACUACGUCCAUAUCAGAAUCUGAAAACAGUUUCUACAAAAAUUUUAUGAAGCCCCGAGCGAACCUUGCCGAAUUAUACUUGUAUUCCAACAAUGCUCUGGACUUUCAGCGGAACGCUAGAACAAAGCUGGACUACAACGAUGCUACUUCCGUGCCCAUACUGGCCACUAAGUUGGGUUUCGAGAAACAUGCUGCGACGAUUUACACAGACAGUAUGUUCAGGAAGAUACAAGAAGAAAUUGUUGAUGGUAAUGUCAGAUGCCGUGUACUUGGUUUUUCAUCAACAGAUAUGAUUGACACCUACAAGCUUGGGGAUAGCCGACGGAAUUCGAACAAUGAAGUGUCAAAAAUUCCAGAGAUGUACUGCAACAGCCGAUGGAUGAAGACUCCCUUAGCCAAGGCUGUACAUGGACUUUUUGAUGUCACCGUAGAUACAAGGUCCACCGUUGACGAUAGGCAGACUGUUACAAAUCAAGGAAUAUCGUUGUUCUACGCUGGAACUCCUCCAACUUCGGCGUUUGAAAAGAGGCGCAUGAUUGAAGAAUUUUACGGAAUGCCAAGGCCUGAAGUUGUAGAGGUCCAUCCUCCGGAUGUUGUAAAGACGAAGGGUCAUGCUAGCAGCUCCGCGAGCCGACUGGUUUCAAAGAGAGAAAAGGCUAUAAAGGAGGCUGCUAGGCCUCUUAGACGUUGUAAGGCGUGCGAUGAGUUGGGCCAUCACGACUCUAGAAACUGUCUAAUGCUUAAUGAGAUGGAGAAGGAGAAAGCGCUUAGUAAAGGCAAGAGGAAAGCUUGA
Salvia hispanica is the source of this 1920-nucleotide messenger RNA. The record is from RefSeq and is a predicted model, not a curated record. NCBI's taxonomy places the organism in Eukaryota, Viridiplantae, Streptophyta, Magnoliopsida, Lamiales, Lamiaceae.